AUGGAGUCUUGUCGUGGUUGCCAGAAGUUGCAGCGAUCAUGGAUAUGGCAGUGUUUGAAGGUGGUGGACAGUUUCUCAAUCAUUUUAACGGCGAUGCUUAAGUUUGUGGUGGGAAAGGCUCUGUUUUGGAACAGAGGAUGUGAAGUGAAGUCAUCAUCGAGACGGAUUUUGACUGGUAUAAGUCAACGAAGAGUUUCGAAAUUGCAACGUGACGUUCUGUGGAAGAACCAUGUGAAGAUUUUCGGGGUUUUGAGUGAGCUUGUUUCACCUGAUGAAUCUGUUUUGUCUAGUUUGAAAGUAUGUGAUGAGAUGAUCGCUGAUUCGUUGGAGUAUCUGAGGGAAACGAUCGAACGUUUUGAUGAGUUUGGAAGGAGAGAGCUUGUGAGCAAUAGCUUAGCCAUUGUGACUAAAAUCUUUGGUGGAUUGACCAAACAAGAUGAUAACAAGAGUGCACUUGGUUUUUUAGAGACAGAAUCGAGUUUUCCGGAUUUGUUUGGUAAUGAGGACCGCAAAGGACUCAUGAUGACUUGCAACUUGACUCCUAAUGUAAAGGUAGCCAAAGAUGGAACUGGAAAGUACCGGACAAUCAGCGAGGCUGUGGCUUCUGUCCCUGAAAAAAUCAGUUCAAGAUUCGUUAUACACGUAAAGGAAGGUCAUUAUGUUAGAAAUGUUAACGUGACGAAAAUUAUUGUAAUGUACGGCGACGAGAUCACGAAGACGGUCGUCUCCGGUAGCCUUAACAGGAACGACAAACCUAACAUCAUUACCUUUCAAACCGCCACUUCCUCUGUUAAUGGAAAAGGGUUCGUUGGUAGGAGGGAUAUUGAAUUGACGCUUUGA
Camelina sativa (false flax) is the source of this 840-nucleotide messenger RNA. NCBI's taxonomy places the organism in Eukaryota, Viridiplantae, Streptophyta, Magnoliopsida, Brassicales, Brassicaceae. The record is from RefSeq and is a predicted model, not a curated record.